Molecule: messenger RNA, 894 nt
Organism: Penicillium cosmopolitanum
Lineage: Eukaryota; Fungi; Ascomycota; Eurotiomycetes; Eurotiales; Aspergillaceae
Product: dihydrodipicolinate synthase family protein
Exons: 1
Coding region: 1-894 (297 amino acids)
Biological process (GO): N-acetylneuraminate catabolic process
Cellular component (GO): cytosol
Molecular function (GO): N-acetylneuraminate lyase activity
Source: RefSeq, a predicted model, not a curated record
AUGCCUUCCAAGUUCCAGGGUGUUCUCGCCGCACUGAUCACUCCUCUCACGGAUGAUGGUAGCAAGAUUGACGAGGGUCGCCUCAAGUCGCACAUCGACAAUCUUUUCAAUGCCGGCAUCCAUGGGAUCGUUCCAGGUGGUAGCACCGGCGAGUUCACCACUCUGACAACCGCCGAACGAAAGCAACUUGCUGAACUCUCUCUCAAAUAUACCGCUGGACGAGGAUCAGUUAUGAUUGGAGUCGGCAGCACGAAGACCGACGAGGCGAUUGAACUGGCUGUGCACGCGGCACAGAUUGGAGUUGACGCCGUCAUGGUCGUCCCACCCUACUAUGAUCCUCUUAGCUAUGAGCAGCUCCAGGAGUUCCUUCUCGAGAUUCACCAGGCUUCUAAGCUUCCUAUUGUCUACUACAACAUCCCCUCUAUCAGUGGUUUGACACUGUCACCUGAGCAGAUUGCUGGUCUGUCCAAGGUUGGCGUCGAGUCGUUCAAAGACACCUCCGGCAAUGCGCCCGACUUCACUGAGCUUGUCUUUGGACACGGUGACAAGAUCUCGGCUAUGAACGGUUGGGACACUCUUACCUUCUAUGGUAUGGCUGCCGGUAACGAGGCCAUUAUUUGGGGUGCCGCCAACUUCAUUCCUGAGCUUGCCGUCGACAUGUGGAAUGCCAUCGUUGUUAACAAUGAUAUUCGCCAAGGACGUGAGAUUUGGGCUCGUGCGUGGCCUAUUUGCAAGUUCCUUGAGGGUCACAACUAUUCAUCUGCUGUGCGAGCCGGAGUUGAGCUGAGAGGUCAAAAGACUGGAGGUUACCGCAAGCCAGUUACCCCUCUCAAGAAGCAGUACGUUGCAGAGCUUCAGCAGUUGCUCCGCAAUGCUCAGGUUAAGGGUGUCUAA